Molecule: messenger RNA, 636 nt
Organism: Ilex paraguariensis (yerba mate)
Lineage: Eukaryota; Viridiplantae; Streptophyta; Magnoliopsida; Aquifoliales; Aquifoliaceae
Source: the annotation of a GenBank genome assembly
AUGGAUUUGCUUCUGAAGCUCGAUUUUAUUGAGGGUAGUGAUCCAAUGAUUAGAGAUGGUAAAAGGUCAAUUACCAGAGACUUGAUUGGAUUCAUGGACCUUGUUGAUGGAUUUUCUGUGAAAAGGAAUGAGCUUUCCAGCAGAGUAGGGAAGAGUGUUAGAUAUGCUGGGAGUGAUAACAACCCUAGGGUUUCUCAUAGUGAGAAGAGAGUGGGUGCUGUUGAAUGUAAGGAUUUUGGAAGUGAUAAAAGAAUAUUGCUAGAGAAAAUUAGGGGUCAAGUUGAAAAGAUUCAGCGGUUCUCUAGGGCUUCUCAGGAUGAUGAUGAGAAUGUUAUGGAACUUGAAAAUUCCAAAAUUUUCGUAAAUGGAAAAUAUGGGGUUUCUCCAAAUAGAAGAGGGGUUUUUGUAAAAAGGCAUGGUGAGCUUGAAGCCAAAGUGAGGAGAAGUGUGAACUUUGCAGAGAAUGGGAAUGUGCAUAGGAUUAUUAGCAGCAGCGGUGAAGCCGGUGAGCCUGUUUUAAUUGGAGAUUGUAAUAGCAGUGAUGGGAGUGAUUCUGUCGAUGCUGAGAGAGUGUUUGUGGACAAUCUGGGUAGAGAGAUUGAAGAAAUUAGGGUUUCUUCCAAGAAGAUAGGAUGA